AUGGAAGCAUUUAUUCAUUCUCUGGAUGUCAGAAUGUGGGAAGUUGUUUCUAACAAGUAUGAUGUACCAUCUAUUGUACCUACUGAUGCAGAUGAAAGGACGAAAUAUGAACUGGAUAAGAGAGCUCGCUUUGCAAUUCUUUGUGGGUUAUCAAAAGAAGUAUUUGUUAAAGUAAUGUACUUCAAAUCAGCUAAUGAGUUUGAUGAUUUGAAAAUGAAUAAUGAUGAGACAGUGGCAAGUUAUUUUCUUCGUAUUGAUGAAGUUGUAAAUGCUCGAAAAGGUCUUGGUGAAGAAAUUGAUGAACAUGAUGUGGUUGCAAAAGUAAUUAGAACAUUACUACCAAAAUUUGAAACUAAAAUAUCUGCCCUUGAAGAGAAGAAAAAUUUCUCUAAAAUGACUGUGCAUCAGCUUCAAAGUACUCUUACUGCUUACGAGAUGAGAAUUGGUAAUACCCCUUCUACCUCUAAGGAAACAGCUUUUAAAAUUGAGAAACAGGAAGAGAGUGAGUCUGAAUUAUCUAAUGUUUUUGAAACUUUAUUGGUUAGGAAACUUAGGAAGAAGUUUCAAGGAAAGUUUAAAUGUUUUGGCUGUGGUAAAACUGGUCACUUUGCAGCAAAAUGUCCGUAUUUAGAUCUAAGUAAAGAUGAGGAUAAAUCUGAAAAAUCGUUUAAAAAACCUUGGAAUCCUAAUAAAAGGUUGAACAAUUUUAAAAAGAAGAGUCUUAUGUCAAAAGAAGAGACUGAAGACGAAUCUGAUGAGUCAAAUGUUGAUGGUUGUGAAACACUAUUCAUGACCAAAGUUGAAUUUGAAAACCCAGAUGCAGUAAAAACUGAAUCAGAUUCUGAAGUUGAAAUAGAAGAUGUAAAUCUCGAAGAAGAACUUCUUUGUGCUCUUCAAGAAGUAAAAAGAUUUAAGAAACUUGUAAUUUCUUAUGAAGAUUCCAAUCAGAUCUUACAACUUGAUAUAGUAAAUGCAAACAAGGUUAUUGAAACUCAAAGAAGUCUUAUUGAAAGAAAAGAACAAGAAAUUAGUACUCUACAAAAACAAGUAUACACUCUUGAAAAACAACAACAUUCUACUGAAAAAGGAGAAACGUCACAGCAGAAUUCUGUAAUAGCAAAUAAAAAUCAGUUUUCAAAUAACAGAUUUUUCCAUGGCUAUUGUCAUUUUUGUAAUCUGUUUGGGCACAAAGUAAAUACUUGCAGAUUUGCUAGAGCUUCUAUUUUUGGUCAUAAACAGUCUUUUGGUUUUGUCAGAGACAUAAGAUGUUUUACAUGUUAUCAAUAUGGUCACACUUCUAAGUACUGUAAAAAGUUACAAAAACCUGCAAAAAUGUGGAGACCAAAACUUGAACAAUCUAUGCUUGUUCAAACAGCUCUAAUAUCUACCAAUUCUUCUAUUUGGGUUUUGGAUAGUGGAUGUUCUCAUCAUAUGACAGGAGACAAAACAAGUUUUCAGCCUUAG
Messenger RNA from Cryptomeria japonica (Japanese cedar), 1464 nucleotides. RefSeq lists its product as uncharacterized. NCBI's taxonomy places the organism in Eukaryota, Viridiplantae, Streptophyta, Pinopsida, Cupressales, Cupressaceae. Gene Ontology annotation, molecular function: zinc ion binding; nucleic acid binding. Bases 1 to 1464 code for a protein of 487 amino acids. The transcript has 2 exons. The record is from RefSeq and is a predicted model, not a curated record.